Messenger RNA from Fomitopsis serialis, 1227 nucleotides. RefSeq lists its product as uncharacterized. The record is from RefSeq and is a predicted model, not a curated record. The transcript has a single exon. Lineage: Eukaryota; Fungi; Basidiomycota; Agaricomycetes; Polyporales; Fomitopsidaceae. The coding region runs from base 1 to 1227 and encodes 408 amino acids.
AUGGCAUUCUUCGGAUACAACGACCCACGCAAUGCCCUCCUGACGACCCAGACCCCGGAGAACGCGUACCACGCCACCCUAGGCGAAGCCGUGGCCGCCCUAUACGCGGCGCAGAGGACCCCGCGCGACGUGCCACUGCACCUGGUAAGUACCUCCCCCUUCCUCACCAAGGCCAUCACGACCAAACUGGCGGGAUGGGAAGACGGGGGAUGGAUAGGGGUGCCCCACGCCGACUACCUUGCCGCGCUAGCGAACCACCUUAGACAACGGUGUGCGGUGACGACCGUCCGCCAUGCCUCGACUCCCUGGGAGUGGAAGGCCAUAGACUGGAUCAGAGACCGUGCGUGCCCGCUCUUACUCAAUCACCCUCUCGAAGUGGUGCGGCCAACCUCUAACCCCUCCUUCCGCCUGAGUGGAGCCCGCCUCGCGUCGCUCACGCAGGCUACGGCGUACAAGGGCAUCCUCGCCACCCGACGCCCGCCGGCUCGGCAGGGGACCGCCCGCAACGUGGCCCUAGCCCUUGCCGCGCUCGCGCCCCGCCAGCAGCGCAGCAGCGAAGAACUGUGGACGAGCCUACGGCACAAAGACAUCAGGCACCAGGUCUCGGACUUCCUGUGGAAGACCCUCCACUCCGCGCUCCGCGUAGGACACUUCUGGGCUCACAUCCCCCAGUACAAAGACCGGGCGUCCUGUACGAACUGCCGCUGCGAAGAAUCCAUCGAGCACAUCCUUCUCGAGUGCACCGCGGUGGGGCAACAGCAAGUCUGGACGAUGGUGGAGGCGCUUUGGCUGAAAACGGGGCUCGCCUGGCCCGGCAUGUCCCUCGGGACGCUGCUCACGCUCGGCACGAAAACAUGGACGAACCCCGGGUCAAAACGACGACGGGAAGGAGCUUCAAGGCUCUGGCGCAUCCUCGUGUCAGAAUCCGCGUACCUCGUCUGGAAACUACGGUGCGAGAGAGUUAUUGGCCACGACGAUUCCCCCGACUGGCAGCACCACGAGCUCACUGUCCAACGACGAUGGCACGCAGCCAUCGACGCCCGCCUCCAAUUGGACAUUGCCUCCACCAGGCACUACCUGGGAGGACGUACACAGAAGUCCGACGUAGUACUACGUACAUGGAAUAAAGUCUUGGAGGACGAGAUCGCGCUGCCAGAUGACUGGACGCGCUUCGGGUUUUUAGUGGGUAUUGCUCCAGUACGGCUACGUGAACACGACCCCGGUUGA